This is a messenger RNA of Candoia aspera, 9622 nucleotides long. It is a transcript of the gene ARHGAP35, whose product is annotated as Rho GTPase activating protein 35. Gene Ontology annotation, cellular component: cytosol. Gene Ontology annotation, molecular function: GTP binding; GTPase activator activity; GTPase activity. The transcript has 7 exons. Bases 336 to 4850 code for a protein of 1504 amino acids. Gene Ontology annotation, biological process: Rho protein signal transduction; regulation of cell size; regulation of axonogenesis. Lineage: Eukaryota; Metazoa; Chordata; Lepidosauria; Squamata; Candoiidae. The record is from RefSeq and is a predicted model, not a curated record.
GAGCGAGCGGGAGCGAGGCGGGGGGGAGGGAGGAACAUGGCGCCGCCUCCUCCGCCCUCGCCGCCGCCGCCGCCUCGGGUCCUCGUCCGCCCCGCCCCGAGCGCCCGGCCUGGCCCGGCCCCGCCGCCCCCGACCCGGGAAAAAUGCUGAGCAUCCAGCUGUGAGGGUCAGUGACAGCUGAGCUGCCGGCGGUGCACCAAGAGUCGGAACAGCCGUCCUUGCUGUGUUGGUCGUCAUUCGCAUGAACUGCCAGCGGUGCCCCCCACCAUUCUGAGAUUGCACGGGAGAACACUAAUAUCCUCGGAGGCAGCCACGUCUAACAGGAUGUUUGGACGAUGAUGAUGGCAAGGAAGCAAGAUGUUCGCAUUCCCACCUACAACAUCAGUGUGGUGGGGUUGUCUGGGACCGAGAAAGAGAAAGGGCAGUGUGGCAUUGGGAAGUCCUGCCUGUGCAAUCGGUUUGUACGGCCGAGAGCGGACGAUUUCCAUUUGGACCACACUUCGGUUCUCAGUACCAGUGACUUUGGAGGGAGGGUUGUUAACAAUGACCACUUUUUGUACUGGGGGGAAGUUGUGCGUUCUUUGGAGGACUGUGUGGAAUGUAAAAUGCAUGUCGUGGAGCAGACUGAGUUUAUCGACGACCAGACUUUUCAGCCUCACCGCAGCACCGCCCUGCAGCCCUACAUCAAAAGGGCAGCUGCCACCAAACUUGCGUCAGCUGAGAAGCUCAUGUACUUUUGCACUGAUCAGCUUGGACUGGAGCAGGACUUUGAGCAGAAGCAGAUGCCCGACGGGAAGCUCCUGGUCGAUGGCUUCCUUCUCUGCAUCGACGUCAGCAGGGGCAUGAACAGGAACUUUGAUGAACAGCUCAAGUUCGUUUCAAACCUAUACAAUCAACUCACCAAGACAAAAAAGCCCACGGUGGUGGUUCUGACAAAAUGUGAUGAAGGUGUGGAGCGGUACAUUAGAGAUGCGCAUACUUUUGCCUUAAGUAAAAAGAACCUUCAGGUGGUGGAGACCUCUGCCAGGUCUAAUGUAAACGUUGACUUGGCCUUCGGCACUUUAGUGCAGCUGAUCGACAAAAGCAGGGGAAAGACCAAGAUCAUCCCUUACUUUGAGGCUUUGAAGCAGCAGAGCCAACAGAUCGCUGCUGCAAAAGACAAGUAUGAGUGGCUGGUGAGCCGUAUUGUUAAAAACCACAAUGAAACUUGGUCAAAUGUCUCACGGAAGAUGCAGUCCUCUCCGGAAUAUCAGGAGUAUGUCUAUUUGGAAGGGACGCAAAAAGCCAAGAAGCUUUUCCUGCAGCACAUUUAUCGCCUCAAACAAGAGCAUAUAGAGCGCCGGAGGAAGAUGUACCUUGCCAUGUUGCCCCUUGCUUUGGACGCCCUCAUUCCAAAUCUAGAUGAAAUAAACCACCUAAGCUGCAUCAAAGUGGAGAAGCUGCUGGAGACUAAGCCGGACUUCCUAAAGUGGUUUGUCGUUCUCGAGGAGACGCCCUGGGACACCACCAGCCACGUAGACAACAUGGAGAACGAUCGCAUUCCGUUCGACGUGAUGGAUACCCCGCCUGCACAGCAGCUCUACGAGGCCCAUCUGGAGAAGCUGAGGAACGAGAGGAAAAGGGCAGAGAUGAGGAGGGCUUUCAAAGAGAAUUUGGAGACUUCCCCUUUCAUCACACCCGGAAAACCUUGGGAAGAAGCUCGCAGUUUCAUCAUGAACGAGGAUUUUUAUAUGUGGCUAGAAGAGUCUGUGUACAUGGAUAUUUACAGCAGGCAUCAAAAACAAAUUAUUGAGAAAGCCAAGGAGGAGUUCCAGGAACUGCUCCUAGAAUAUUCAGAGCUCUUCUAUGAACUGGAGCUUGAUGCCAAACCUAGCAAAGAAAAGAUGGGUGUCAUCCAGGACGUGCUGGGUGAGGAGCAGAGAUUUAAAGCAUUGCAAAAGCUGCAAGCCGAACGAGAUGCCCUGAUACUGAAGCACAUUCAUUUUGUCUAUCAUCCAACAAAAGAAACCUGUCCCAGCUGCCCUGCUUGCAUAGAUGCUAAAAUAGAGCAGCUAAUAAGCUCCAGGUUUAUAAGGCCAUCGGAUCGCAAUCAGAAAAACCUGCUUUCAGAUUCCAGCAUAGAUAGGAUCAACUUAGUCAUCCUCGGCAAAGAUGGACUUGCGCGUGAGCUGGCCAACGAGAUUCGAGCCCUUUGCACCAACGAUGACAAGUACGUGAUAGACGGGAAGAUGUACGAGCUCUCCUUGAGACCGAUAGAGGGCAACGUCAGGCUCCCGGUUAAUUCUUUCCAGACGCCCACAUUUCAGCCCCACGGUUGCCUCUGCCUUUAUAACUCCAAGGAGUCCUUGUCUUACGUCGUUGAAAGUAUUGAGAAGAGCAGAGAGUCAACGCUCAGCCGAAGGGACAAUCACCUAGCCCAUCUUCCUCUUACCCUCAUUCUGGUGAACAAGAGAGGGGAUGCCGGUGGAGAAACCCUACACAGCUUAGUACAGCAGGGCCAGCAGGUGGCUAGUAAACUGCAGUGCGUGUUCCUUGACCCGGCUUCUGCUGGCAUAGGGUACGGGCGCAACAUCCAUGAAAAGCAGGUCAGUCAGGUCCUGAAAGGCUUGCUGGACUCCAAGCGCAACUUGAAUCUUGUGAGCUCGACGGCCAGCAUUAAAGACCUGGCUGAUGCCGACCUUCGGAUUGUAAUGUGCUUGUUGUGUGGAGACCCUUUUAAUGCAGAUGAUGUCCUCCUGCCUAUCCUUCAGCCCCAGACCUGUCGGCCUUCCCCUUCUGGAAGCAGUAAUGCUGUGUUACUUGAAUAUCCCAUAGGACCACACAAGCGGCGCAUAGAACUCUCCUUGCUCUCUUUCCAUUCCGCCUUUAGCAUUAGAAAAAGCUGGUUGGUCCAUGGUUACGUUUUGUUUUACUCGGCUAAGCGUAAGGCAUCUUUGGCUAUGCUGCGUGCCUUUCUUUGUGAAGUACAGGAUAUCAUCCCUGUUCAGAUUGUGGCGCUCACUGAUGGUUCAAUAGAUGUUCUGGACAACGAUUUAAGUAGAGAACAGUUGAUAGAGGGGGAGGAAAUCGCCCAGGACAUAGAAGGAAAGUUUACAGGCAUCCCAUGCGGUCAGCCUCAACAUAAGCUAGAGAUUUUUCACUUGUUUUUCAAGGAUGUUGUGGAGAGAAAAAACAUCAUUGAAGCUACGCACAUGUAUGACAAUGCUGCCGAGGCCUGCAGCACCGCGGAAGAAGUGUUUAAUUCUCCCCGGGCUGGCUCCCCUCUCUGCAAUUCCAGUCUUCAGGAUUCAGAAGAAGAUAUUGAGCCUGCGACCUACAGCCCUUUCAGAGAUGACACGUCCACGCCCACCCUGUCCAAAGAUCUUUCCAAACUUUCCAUGGAACUGGAGGGGAACGAUGGGCUUUCUGUCUUUUCUGCUAUGAGCACUUUUGAAAGCAAACUCAACAACAAAGUACCUCCACCAGUGAAGCCAAAGCCCCCUGUCCAUUUUGAUAUCACCAAGGGGGAUCUCUCUUAUUUGGAGCAAGGACAUAGAGAAGGACAACGGAAACCUGUGUCUUCUAGUAGCUGGCCACCUACCGAUGGCUUUGACCCUUCUGAUUACGCAGAACCAAUGGAUGCCGUGGUAAAACCAAGGAACGAGGAGGAAAAUAUCUAUUCUGUGCCUCACGACAGCACCCAAGGCAAAAUCAUCACCAUUCGUAACAUAAACAAAACACAGUCCAACGGUAGCGGCAAUGGGUCAGACAGUGAAAUGGACACUAGCUCGUUAGAGCGUGGUCGCAAAGUAUCCAUAAUUAGUAAACCGGUGCUGUAUCGGACAAGAUGCACGAGACUUGGCCGAUUUGCCAGUUUCAGGACCAGUUUCAGUAUAGGGAGCGACGAUGAAUUGGGGCCCAUUCGGAAGAAAGAGGAAGACCAGACUUCCCAAGGUUAUAAAGGAGAUAAUGCUGUAAUUCCCUACGAGACUACUGAUGAAGACCCAAGGAAAAGAAAUAUCUUGCGUAGCUUGAGGAGAACAACCAAGAAACCAAAGCCUAAGCCUCGACCAUCUAUCACAAAGACUACAUGGGAGAGCAACUAUUUUGGGGUGCCUUUGACCACUGUAGUGACCCCAGAGAAGCCCAUUCCUAUUUUUAUUGAGAGAUGCAUUGAAUACAUUGAAGCAACAGGGUUGAGCACUGAAGGGAUCUACCGGGUGAGCGGAAACAAAUCUGAGAUGGAAAGUUUACAGCGGCAGUUUGACCAAGAUCAUAACCUAGACCUCGCAGAGAAGGAUUUCACGGUGAACGCAGUAGCUGGAGCCAUGAAGAGCUUCUUCUCAGAGCUGCCUGAGCCCCUGGUACCGUACAACAUGCAGAUUGAGCUGGUGGAGGCCCACAAGAUCAACGACAGAGAGCAGAAACUGCACGCACUUAAGGAGGUGCUGAAGAAGUUUCCCAAGGAGAACUACGAAGUUUUCAAAUACGUGAUCUCUCACUUGAACAAGGUGAGCCACCACAGCCGAGCCAACCUGAUGACCAGCGAGAACCUCUCCAUCUGCUUCUGGCCCACGUUGAUGAGGCCCGACUUCAGCACCAUGGACGCCCUCACCGCCACGCGCAUUUACCAGACAAUCAUCGAGCUCUUUAUCCAGCAGUGCUCUUUCUUCUUCUACAGCCGGCCCAUCGUUGAGCCCCCAGGCGCCACCCCCAAUUCUCCCUUGGCCAUCCCCAUCAGCACACCUUUCCUGUCCUCCACGCCGGUGGUCACCCAGCCAUCUCCUCCGCAGACGCCUCCGCCCUCGCCUCAGUCUCCCCUCCAGGCCCUUCUCCCCCCGCAGCUCCAGGCCGAGCAGCACACACUGUGAACCCAGGCCCGGCCAGGGAGAAAGGCCUGCUUCCGUUCCCACGCGGAGGGCGAGACUGGAAAGCUGCUCCCCCCGGCAUUAUCGGCCCUCCCUCUCCUCCCGUCGCCGGGCUACAAACUUCAGUUGGGCUGAGCAAUGGCAGGCUGCCGCGCCGGACCCUUGGGAAGCCUUGUUCCGCCUCGGUGCCUAGCACGGGAGGGCACGCCGGGUCUAGGAGGAGGAGGAUGUUCUCAGUAGGGAGAGAUUUGGACCCCUCUUUCCAGGCAGAACCGAUUCCAUCAGGAUCUACUCUGGCCCAAGCAAGGCUGCAGUACGCAAGCGAGCACUGCCAGGUUCGGCCGGGCAGGUUUAGCCUGGUGGCUUUGGACCGGUCCCUUCUCAGCCCCAGUCAGUGCGUGAACAGAGAGGACUGUUGGAGCCAGAGCCCCCCCCCCCCGCCAAGCACAUUCCAGGAACGAUUAUAGCGGAGGCCUUUCCUGCAGUGCUGGACACCUCACCCGGGUUGGGGACCCCACCUUUCCUUUAGGCCGAUUUGUACCACCCCCAGUAGUAGCUCAGAAGACCUGGAUCACCUCAACUGAAACAAAGGCUGGAACGUAACUUCCUCUUGGCCUAAACGUCAAGGCCGGUCUCAAGAGUGGGAAGAAGAGUCCUGGGAAUUGGUGGCUGGCAGUUUCCUGGGCAGGGCAGGGCAGGGCCGGGCGGCAGCAGUCCGGCCUCGCUGGCCGUGCCGCCUUCGCACGACAAGCCCUGGCAUCUCUCUCCCUCUCUGUCCCCGCCCUUGGAGGAUAUUGGUGGUAGCACUUAACGGAGGAGCGAGAGACGAGAGAAGGACACGCGUGUCCGUUUGCAGAGGGUGUUGGUGUGCUGCCGUCUGGCCUGGGUCUGACUGCUGUGGAACACUACGUUGACAGAAACACGGCGGUUAAUUCUGGUGUGUGCGCCUGGCUGGAAGCAAGUGGUUGCAAGAGGGGGGGGGAAGCUGUCAGCGAGUAGAGAGGAGUCGGGCCCGUCAACCCCCCCCCUCCCUUUGAGCGGCACCAGUGGAGUGUUUGGAAGGCCUCCCGCUGCUGCUGCUGCCGCCCCCGGGUUCUUGGAGUGGCUGAAUCGACUCGCGUGGGAGACGCAGACCCCAGAAAGAUCUGUCAGAAAGAGGGGCUUAAAGGGGGAAAGCGAAGGGCUUGUUCCCGGCCACGUCGGUGCAAACGCUGUAGAUGCCGCCGGGCUGAGAGGGAGCUCUGAGCCAGCCUCCCUUGGGGCGUUCCUGACCCGCUCGCUGCCCAGUCAGGAAGGUGGCAGCAAGUGAGGGGUGGCCGCCAUGCCGUGGGAAGGAGAAUCUGAACGGGAAUUCUUAAAACCUCCGAACAGAGCGUCCACAGUGGGGUUGGUUACCCUGCCCACAACUCUGAACCCUUGCCAGUGUGCCACCACCCCCCUUGGCACCUUCCCAAGCGGCUGCUGUCCGCUCUCUUCCUGGUCACUGUCGACGUGUGGCAGGCAUGCAGAGGUAGAGGCUGGUGCCCCAGGGGAACUCCUUGCCUCCUCGCUCUUCUCUCGCCCUGGAAGGCCCUGAUGGUCCCUGUCAGUCCUGCCCUCUUUUCCCAGCCAAAGGCUCGUGCUGGGCCUGCGCACAGCUUGGCGUUGCUCCUCAGCUCAUGUGAGGUUCCUGUUUGGGGAAACACUAGAAAUGGACCACUAGGGACAGCCGGUCAGGGUUUCUGCACCAUGUAUGUGAAUGGGGAUUGUGUAUCAGCAGUGCCUGGUAAACCGCCCUGUUUGUGUUUGUGUGUGCGUGUGUGUGAGGGAGAGGGAGUGUGGGUAUAUUUGUUCUCAUUAACAGGGCAGUUUUAACUGGAGUUUCCACGGUACCACUGGGAGGACAUGGGAGCGAUCCCUACGCCAUCCUCACUAUCUAUUCGCACUUUAAAAUGAAACCUGUGGUUUAUUGCUGUUUUUAGCCUUUCAAGGAUAUUUGUGUUACCUUCAUUUGGUGGGAGUGAAAUUCCGGUCCUUCUCCCCCCCCCCCCAUUACUCUUCCACUUUCAUUCUGCUUCCUGGUAUCCAGAGCCCUCUCAUCAGCAAUCUCUCUCUCUCUCUCUCUCUUAUAAAUAAGCUGAAUUAUGUACUCCUUAUUUUAGAACCACAUUUAAAAGUUGUAUCUGUGUCAGAAUCGUGUGCUUGAAAGCCUCUCUCGCAAGCAUUCCUCCCUUGUUUUAUAUUCUCAUGCAUUAACGAUGAAGCUUUUCUGUAAAUAAUGGAAAUGGUUUGUUUUAAACUCUUACGAGGAAAAUGGAAGCAGCCCGCCUCCCGUGGGUUACGCAUGCGCCACGCAACACAGGCCGGCCACCUUGCGGGGAGGAGGCUGAGAAGGCUGGAAAAGCUCCGUUCUGACUGUGUCCUGGGUGAAGAAAGGAGGGCCGGGGUCCCACCUGGGCUGCGGUUGGCCCAGAGGGGGGCGGGGGGGCUGUUCGCUGCCUGGAACGGGGCUUCUGUUGUGCGUGCAGGGUGUGCUGUGCCUUCCUCGUGAGUGUGCUGAAGGUCUUCCUCUUGCUAGCAGCUGUUUUGGUUAGGGAAGGCAACCUGACCUCGAGGCCUCCCUCCAUCCCGUGUCCGGCCUUGGCGUGGCCAUUUGGACCCGUGCUUGCUCUGGGGCCCCCUCCUGAGAUGGGCACUUGAGGUUGGCAGGGGGAGGAAGGGCUGGAGGUGCCCCACAGAGGUCAGUCGGUGGCCUCGGUCGCUGUGCUUAAGAUUGAGGGCAGUCACCUCUCUGCCUGCCUGCUUUUGCGGGUUCCCCAAGCUGAGGACAGGCCAUCUCCUGCGCAAAAUGGAGAAGAAUCGCAGCGGUCCUUGGGUGGCCUCGGCCAGCUUGGUGGCCCCCGGAUGAGCCGGGGCACCUCCCAUCGGCCCCGGGGCAGGAGGUGGGCCGUGAUCCGUCUCAUCCAGACAGCUCCAGCUGGAGGGUUCGCUCGUCCAAACCCUGCCUGGGGUUGUUUCUGAGAAGGAAGGUUGGCAGCCUGGGGCUGGGAGAGGGCCCCCCUGUGGCCCCAGCAGUGCAGUUUUUCAGGGGUUCCUGGCAAGAUUAGAGCAUUGCUGCAGAUCAUCUGUCUGCUUCCCUCACCUGCCGCCAUCCCCUCUUCUGAAACCAGAGGCGCUUGGUAGGCCCUUAAACUGGGCCCGGCCCCCCAAAACACUACCUACAUCUUCCAUUUCCAGGGGCUCUCUCUUGAUGGCAGCACAUCUCCUGAGCAGCACCAUCCCUUUGCACACACCAGAGGCAAUGCCACUUCCUCAUCUUGGGGUCUCCCCCUGGUCCAGAUGUGUCUUUGCGCUUUUCCCGGCUUCUGCCAGCCUUUCCCGGUUCCUGCUUUGCUGGAGGCUGUAAGGGGCCGACCCGUCUGUUGCCCUCCCAUCGUUGCCUGUCCUUUCAGGGAGUGGCAGAGCUUUUGCCCUCCGUGGUGCAAGUUGGACGAUUCCCUCUGCCCUUUUAUGGAAGCCCUCCAGGAUGUGCCUCAUCCCACCGUGUUGCCCUCCCUUUGAGCGCGUGGCUGGGCUGGGCUCUUCUGCAGCGAGAGACGCGCGCACGGCAGGUUUGUGGUUCUCACCUUCCCGUUAAGAAUGAUCUGCCCCCAUGGUGGGAAACCAGGGCGUUUCGAGGCUCGCCAGCUCUGGUUUGCAGGGGCAUCCUGUUUUGUCACCACUACAGAGGGCAUUGGGCUGACCGGCGUGUGAUUUUUCAAAAGUUCUCUGAAACGAAAGUCCUGAAUUGCUUGUCCGAAUCAAUCAUUUGUCCUUUGGUGACUUAGCAGCAGCAGCAUUCAAAGCCUGGCUUAGGUCUUACUUUAUUUUCAUAGAAGCGGCAUCUGGCGUUGGUUCCUCCUAAGGCAUUUGUCCUCUAGCCGGCUGGGGGCAUCCCUAACUCUGAAAGUCAAUUGUCCCAAAAUCACCCAGUCAGUAUUCUUUAGAGGUCCCACUGUGGGGGUGUGUCCCCUGUUGCUGCCCCUCUUGAUAGGUCCUAGUUUAACUGUUAGGUCAAAUUCCCUUCUCCCCUUUUGGUAAAAUGGAAAUACAAUAGAAAUAUUGUAUUCUAAAUGUAGUUUAAGGCAGGGCAUAAGUUAUUGUUUAAAAUAAUCUUAAUUUUUUUUCCUGUGUAUAUUAAAAAGAAAAAACCACAUUUCUUUCUCAAAUUGUGUGGGAAUAAAACUUACCCCCAAAAGUUGGAUUUAGUUCUGCACUCAGCUUUUGUUUGUUUUUUCCUGGUACUUGUAUUUUCACAUGUAAAAUUAUCUCUAUAUAUGUUGAAUUAACAUUUUUAAUUGAAGAAGACAAUUAUUAAUGGUCAUAAAAUGUGUUAGUAGUUCCACCUAAACAUGCGCCCAAAACACUCUUCAGAAAAAACAAAAAUUACCGAAAGACCUGUAUGUAAAAAAAAAAAAAGGAUAAUGGUCAUUUCUCUGUAUUUUUAGGAGCCUAACGACAUCCUUUAGUUAUUGGUGAUAGAAUAUAUUUCCUUUUUAUGCUUCUAUUAAGGACAUUUUUAACUCUUUGUGGCUCUUUCUCCUCCCCUCCCUCCCAGCCCAUCCAAUUAGUGCAUGAAAAUGUUGAAAUCUCUGGGCAAACGAAGAAAAGCCCCUUUUUUGCUGAAUUUAAAAAGGAAGAAAAAUCAUGUUAUUUGCUACAGAGUAUUGUAUGUGUCUCAAUGGGAAUGGUGUAAAAACUUAAAGGCCUUAUGUGAUAUGUAUCAUAGUUAAUAAAUCAAUCUUGUAAAAAAAAAA